AUGGCUGCAAACGGGGACGCUGAGUCGCAGGCCAUAAGCCGCGACGGCCUGCGGCAGAAGCUCAUAACGAGCUCUACCAAGCGUCGCAUUACUGAGCUCUCGGCGCUGCAGCACCAGGUCGCAGACGACUCACUCGUCAAUGCCGACCUGCAAGCCAUACUAGAAAACCUGUUCGAAACAUACCCACUAUACGAAGAUCGGGAAUCUCGCCGCGCAGUCGAAGCCGUCCUCAAGUCGCUUGUAGAAGGACCCCAUGGUGACACGGUCCUGCCGCCAAUUGUCAAGUUUCUCAAACAGGAGUGCUCCAAGAAGGGCCUAGCACCCACAAACGCCUUUGUGCUGGUCGAUUGGGCUUCGGUCCUGCUACUACAACUCGCAAAGUCGGCAGAGACAUGGUCGAAACAUGGUCUGGAUUUGGCGACCGCCAAUGCUCUCGCACUGGAGACGUGUGUGCGUGCAGGACCUCAUCGACGUGCCGACCGAAUCGCAGCUUCCGCACUCGUCUCAACGCGCCGGGCUUUACGCGCCAUCUUCCGCUCUGAGACAUUUGGCCAGAACGCCCUUUCCAAACUGGUCACUACCUUCACUGCCAAAGGCUCCGCCCCAACGGCUGGAAAUGCUGUCUUCCUGGGAGUCAUCGCCGGUGUUUCUUCGCGUCUACCGACCGUCAAGCCCGUGUUCGAGAAGCACAAAGCAGACUACUACACAUUUUACACCAGGGAGAUUAUUGGAUCAAGGACCCAGUUACCCGACUAUGUGUCCAAAGGCCUGCAUGAUUUCUUUGACAGCUUUCCCACACUAGAAGAACUGCGCAAGGAUGUUUUCCCGCCCAUCGAGAAGGCGUUACUGAGAGCCCCGGAAGUGGUACUCAACGACGUUCUCUCGCCCAUGAUCUUGGCCCUUCCCCAGUCCCUGGAUCUCUCCGACAUACUCUUGAUAAGUAUGCUUAAGCCGCUGCUUUCAAACGUCAAGUCAACCAACCCCGCAAUCCGAGCAGGCGCCCUGCGAACCUUCAAGGCCUUGGCUUCCAGGUCGCAGGAUGGCGAAAAGGUCGACAAAGUCGCAGAUGAACUUCUUACCCCUCUCAAGCAAGGCAAAGUGUCUGGUGCCGACCAAAAGAUUUUGCAUGCUCAGAUGCUAGCAGUGCUACCACAGUCAACGUCGUUGUCAGCCAAGAUACCGGCUGGCAUUGCCCCGGUCGCAUUGAAAGAGCCGAGUGAGCCAGCUGUGUUAGCUGAAGUGUCAGCUUUGACUACACAUCUCAACUUUGGCUUAGCAAAUGGUGUGAGUGUUGACAAGACAGUGUCCGAUGCUUUCAUCAAAGGCAUGGCAGACAGGCGCAUACCCGUCAAACGGCUGUGGGCGCUACGGGCGGGCGACAUCUGGUGGAAUCUCUCUCAGGAGCAGCAGGCUCGACCAGAUGUACUUGCCUUCUGCCAGACCACUCUACCAAAACUUGUCGAAAUUUGGCAAGAAGUCAAUGCUAACCCUCUCCCGGCAGCCCAGAGUGGUUUGGUCACGGUAGGCCAUUACGUGACUGCGCUACUCAUUGGAAAGGUGCAGAACGCCAAUGACGAAAAGCUGGUCUCUAUAUUCAAGAAAUCCGACGUCAUCUCACAAUCUCUCGCUACACAGCCCAAGCCGUCCUUCCUUUUGAACCAAAAGGUGUACUCGAAAGUGUCCACUGAAGAAGAUGUGUCAAUCGCAAUGCGUGCCUUGGCAGCCAUAGCCCCUAGUGUCGCUGAUACAUCUUCAGGGGACGUGGCAAAUGCGUGGGCACAGGCCGUCAUAUUCUUCACAAUAUCUCGAACUCUCUCAAGCCAGGCCAGUUCGGCUGCGAAGCAAGUACUGACGAAAUCAUAUCUCCGAACCUCCCCUGAAAAGAUCAGCAGCAUCAUCAUAAAUGGUUUGUGGUCAUGGUACAGGUCAUCUGAGCAAGGGGACAAGGAGAGUGCAGCGGUUCUUUCCAAAGCACAGACGGGCGAUCUUGGCGCCGUAUUGGCAUCUAUCUGCCUGCCUCCCGAUAGCCUGAAGAAACACGACGCAAGCAUAGAUACUGCGGUUCUACAAAAACAGGCUAUGAGCCUGGUCGUGUUGGCAAGAAAGGAGAUUAUGCCGCGGGUGUCUUGGAUCGACCUUUGCCUUCGCAUGGGCGUGGAUCCAGGUGAACUAGUCCGAAACCACCUGGAAGCCUUCAUGAGUACUGUCAAUAGUGUCACUGAGAACAAAGAGAACGAUCAGUUUCCAGCUGUCAGUCUGGCAGCGUACAGUGCCUACACUGACAUGGCCUUUGUGGCCCCCGAUACUGCUUUGCCAGCUGUCGUUAAACAAUUCAGUCAAGACCUUGAUCCAAAGCAGCUCGAAUCGGUCGGGCCUACCGAGGCCGCCAUCUUCCGAACGCCCGAGGGAACUGCUUACAUUGACGUUUUGUCGAAGAAGGCUCCCGUUGUGAUAGACAAGAACACCAAAGACUACGAUACUCUGAAAUGGGAGGAGGAAUUGCGAGCGCAACUUGCACAGAAGAAGGGCCAAACCAAGAAGCUCACUCCAGACGAGCAGGCCAAGGUCAAUGCUCAAUUAGCGAAAGAGUCUGCCAUACGGAAAGAGAUCACUGCUACAGAGCAGCGGAUGAGGCGAGGCGUUGGCAUAAUUCAGAGCCUAGCAACCGGCCCUCCAACUGAGGCAGAGCAAUGGAUGGGAUCGGCUGUAGGUCUUUUGAUCCAAGCUAUUCGCGCCGGCGCUGGACUUUUGUUGGGAGAUAUCCCGGCGACAGCUCUAAUUGCCUGCUCCGAACGUAUAUCUAACCGUCUUGGCGUACUCAGACCCUUUGUUGGUGUUGCAGUUUUGCGUACGAUCGGUGCUAUACAGCUCGCCAAAGAGUACGAAGAUGAAGAUCUAGGCGAUCUUGUCACGCGUGUUCUAUACCGACUCCGUUUCCUUAGCGAGCAGAGGCCACUUGACGCAGUAUCAUUGGCUUACUGCUUCCCUCUCCUUUUCCUUGUACUGGAAAAGGGCGGCAUUGGCAAAACAUCACCCGAGGAGUCUGAUGAGCAGCUCAUCCUAGCAAUCGAAGUACUGGCUUUCCACACAGAUUCCUGCACCGAUCCUCGUCUGCCGCGUAAGAGCUUGCUAGAAAUCCUCGUCUGGUCCAUGCAGCGGUAUCAGCAGCACUACAAGAUGAUCAAGGAUUGCAUUACCGAUCUCGCCAGUGGCCUCGCCCCUAACAUUAGCAACGAAGAGUUGGGUGCACUACUUCGUGGUACCAUUGUUCCCGAGACUGGUGUCCGAACAGCGACUUUACAGGCCAUUGAUGCUGAGCUCGACAUGAACGAUCUUACCUUUAGUGAAGAAAUUUUCAUUGCGUGCCAUGACGAUGUGCCGGAGAAUGCUGAGCUCGCACGAACCAUUUGGGAUGAAAAUGACCUUGAGCUCAAACCAGAUGCAGGUGUACGAAUGCUACCUUAUCUUGAUUCCCUCGACAAGCAACUCAGGCGAGCCGCUGCUCGAUCCAUUGGUGAAAUCAUCACCAAGUUCCCGGAUACAUUCCAGGACCUCCUCCAAAGACUUAGGGAGUCUUACACAGAAAAGGCCAAGCCUCGGGUUCCAGAGCGCGACGAGUAUGGAAUGCCGCGCAAGAUCGAUUUGCGAGAUCCCUGGGAAAGCAGAGAUGGUAUCGCACUCACCUUUAAGGAAAUGACGCCAGGUUUCAAGCCUGAUGAUCUCGUCGACUUCUUGAACUUCUUGAUCUUCGAGGGCCCACUUGGGGAUCGGAGCCCUGCAGUGCGAGAUGAGCUAAUCGAGGCAGCAACAUCAGUCAUCACAGUCAAGGCGCAGACUAAAGUAGAACCACUGAUGGAGCUUUUCGAGAACGCUUUGGAGGCACCCGAUCGCAAGUCUGAGAUGUACGACCAAGUCAACGAGGCAGUUAUUAUCCUCUACGGUGCUCUGGGUCGUCAUCUGGCUGCAGGAGAUCAGCGGGUUCCCAAAGUCGUUCAGAGGCUUUUGGCAACUCUCAGCACACCCUCUGAGACAGUACAAUAUGCUGUUGCACAAUGUCUUCCCCCUCUCGUGCGCACAUCAGAACAAGAGCUUCCCAACUACAUCAACCAGAUGAUGGAGCAGUUACUUCAAUCAAAGAAGUACGCAUCGCGCCGUGGUGCUGCCUAUGGCCUCGCGGGUAUCGUUCGCGGCAAGGGCCUAGGUGUUCUGAAGGAGUAUCGCAUCAUGUCCACCCUCAAAGGGGCCAGUGACAACAAGAAAGAUCCCAACCAAAGACAGGGGGUAUAUCUGGCAUAUGAGCUUCUGUCUUUGAUUCUGGGCCGCUUAUUCGAGCCGUACGUCAUCCAGUUGGUGCCGCAACUGCUCGCUGGAUUCGGUGAUAGUAGUACAGACGUUCGAGAGGCUUGUCUCGAUGCAGCAAAGACUUGCUUCUCGACGCUCAGUUCUUUUGGAGUGAAGCAAGUGCUACCAAUACUUCUAGAGGGUCUUGAUGAGGACCAAUGGCGUAGUAAGAAGGGUGCUUGCGACUCUCUGGGUGCCAUGGCGUACCUCGAUCCGAACCAGCUCGCUCUGAGCUUGCCCGACAUCAUUCCACCUCUAACGGUCGUUUUGACGGAUAGUCACAAAGAAGUGCGAGCAUCAGCCAAUCGAAGUUUGCAGCGCUUCGGCGAAGUCAUCAGCAAUCCCGAAAUCAAGAGUGUAGUCAACAUCAUCCUAAAGGCUCUUAGCGACCCCACCAAAUACACGGACGAUGCUCUCGAUGCGCUCAUCAAGAUUCAGUUCGCUCAUUUCUUGGACGCACCGUCGCUUGCCCUUGUGGUGCGUAUUCUAGAGCGUGGCUUGGGCGACCGAUCCGGAACGAAACGAAAGUCUUCCCAGAUCAUUGGCAGUUUAGCUUAUCUUUCAGAGCGAAAAGAUCUUACGUCUCAUCUUCCGAUUCUCGUCGCUGGUUUGCGCGUAGCUAUUGUGGAUCCAGUACCUGCCACUCGUGCUACCGCAUCCAAAGCGCUCGGCUCACUUGUAGAGAAACUAGGAGAGGAUGCUUUGCCGGAUCUCAUUCCAAGCCUCAUGGCAACUCUCAAGUCCGACACUGGGGCCGGCGAUCGCCUCGGUUCUGCCCAGGCUCUUUCAGAGGUUCUUGCCGGUCUUGGAACCGGACGUCUGGAAGAGACACUACCAAGUAUCCUGCAGAAUGUUUCCAGCAACCGAGCUUCCGUACGAGAAGGCUUCAUGUCACUCUUCAUUUUCUUACCUGUCUGUUUUGGAAACAGCUUUGCCAAUUAUCUCAGCAAGAUCAUUCCUCCUAUUCUAGGAGGUCUGGCGGACGAUGUCGAGUCGAUAAGAGAAACCGCUUUACGCGCCGGUCGUCUUCUGGUCAAGAACUUUGCUACAAAGGCCAUCGACCUUUUGUUGCCCGAACUUGAGAGAGGUCUCGCAGAUGACAGCUACCGCAUUCGUCUCAGUUCCGUUGAGCUUGUGGGUGAUCUGCUGUUCAACCUCACUGGCAUCAGUGGCAAGGUGGAAGAAGAUGAAGUCGAAGAGGGUGCGAAGGAGGCUGGUCAGUCUUUGCUUGAGGUCCUUGGAGAGGAGAAAAGGAACAAGGUUCUUUCGGCACUAUACAUUUGCAGAUGCGACUCAUCUGGUCUGGUGCGCACAGCAUCUAUCAACGUCUGGAAGGCGUUGGUGGCCAGCCCGCGUACUCUACGUGAGCUUAUACCUACGCUUACACAACUCAUCAUUCGCCGCCUCGCAAGCUCGAGCAUGGAGCAAAAGCACAUUGCUAGCAGCGCACUUGGUGAGCUCAUCCGCAAGGCUGGUGAUGGCGUCCUUGCUACACUGUUGCCUACUCUGGAGGAUGGUCUGCACACUACCGAUACCGAUGCCAAGCAGGGUAUUUGUAUCGCUCUCCGCGAGCUCAUAGAUGCCGCCUCACCAGAGCAGCUUGAAGACUACGAGAAGACUCUUAUCAAGGUUGUACGAACUGCUUUGGUCGAUCCGAACGUGGACGUGCGAGAAGCAGCCGCAGAGGCCUUUGACGCUCUGCAACAAAUCUUUGGUAAGACAGCUGUUGAUGAGGUCUUGCCAUACCUGCUCAAUCUCCUCCGUUCGGACAAUGAUGCUCAGAAUGCGCUUUCCGCGCUUCUCACCCUUCUCACGGAUCAAGCUCGGUCGAACAUCAUUCUUCCAAACUUGCUGCCGACACUUCUUACAUCUCCCAUGUCUGCAUUCAAUGCCCGCGCCAUUGCAUCAUUGGCUGAAGUUGCAAGCUCUGCGAUGACUAGGAGAUUACCAAAUAUCCUCAACACCAUCAUGGACAACGUCAUUGCUACCAAGGACGAAGACCUCAGGGCGGAGCUCGAGACAUCUUUCGACAAGGUCCUGUUGUCUGUAGACGAGUAUGACGGACUGAACACUGCCAUGAGCGUUAUGCUGGCACUGUCAAAGCAUGAUGAUGAGCGAAGACGUGCGCGUGCUGAUAUGCACUUGGCCAAGUUCUUUGCAGAGUGCGACGUUGACUUCUCGAGAUACUACCCCGAACUCAUCCGGGCAUUGCUCAUUUCAUUUGGCGACAGCGACGCGGAAGUGGUCAAAGCUGCAUGGACUGCUCUCAGCACCCUCACAUCAAAGCGUCUCCGCAAAGAGGAGAUGGAAUCGCUCGUCAUUUCCACCCGCCAGACGCUCAACCAAGUCGGUGUAGCCGGUGCCGACCUCCCAGGUUUCUCAUUACCCAAGGGUAUCAACGCCGUCUUACCCAUUUUCCUGCAGGGUCUCAUGAACGGAACUAUCGACCAGCGGACACAGGCCGCUCUGGCUAUCUCAGACGUCAUUGACCGCACGAGUGCCAAGUCAUUACAGCCCUUCGUUACUCAGAUCACUGGACCUCUCAUUCGUGUGGUCACGGAACGGUCUGUCGAGGUCAAGGCAGCUAUCUUACUUACACUCAACAACUUGCUUGAGAAGAUACCAACUUUCCUCAAGCCCUUCCUGCCUCAGCUGCAGCGUACGUUUGCCAAGUCACUUGCUGAUACAUCAUCCGAUGUACUGCGAGCGCGUGCAGCCAAGGCUCUUGGUACUUUGAUCAAGUUGACACCCAGGGUCGAUCCUCUCAUUGCUGAACUAGUCACCGGAUCCAAGACGAGUGAUGAGGCUGUCAAGACAGCUAUGUUGAAGGCCUUGUUUGAGGUAGUCAGCAAAGCAGGCAAGAACAUGAGCGAAGCUAGCAGGAAUUCUAUCCUCGGUCUCAUCGACAACGAGACGGAUGACUCGAAUGAUGCUAUGGCAAUCACUAAUGCCCGCCUCUUGGGUGCCCUCAUUAGCUGCCUGCCUGAGGAUGUUGCUUCCAGCUUGCUCAAGGCUCGUGUUCUCACGACUCAUUUCAGCAAGGCUUCGGUACUAGCACUUAAUGCUAUUCUGUUAGACGCCCCCGAAGCCCUGACAGGAUCUUUCGCAGAUGACACUAUCACUGUGAUUUGCCAAGGUAUCGCACAUUCCCAACCGUUCAUAUCAGACAACGCAAUCCUCGCGGCUGGCAAGUAUCUCCUUUCGGAGAAGAGUAACAAGAGCUUCGAUCACACCAAGCCAAUCUUCGAGGCGCUUGCGCCUGUUGUUGAACCCGGCCAUCCCGUUGACACGAGGAGAUUGGCACUUGUGGUGCUCCGAACGCUUGCUCGAGAGCACAACGAGCUGGUCCGUCCCCAUAUCGCACUCGUGGUACCAGUUGUAUUCGCAUCUGUCCGCGACCCGGUUAUCCCAGUGAAGCUGUCGGCUGAAGCGGCUUUCCUCAGUAUCUUUUCGGUUGUAGAUGAAGAAGGCGCCGUGUUCGACAAGUACAUGAGCGGGCCGGGCAAGGAGCUGUCUCCUGGUCAGCAGCGCAGCAUGGGAGACUACUUCAAGAGGGUGGCUACGAGAUUAGCAGGACAGGCAAGAGAGAGGAAAGAAGCCGAGGGAGGAGCUGGCGGCCUGGGCUUGUCGAGUGACGAGGUUGAAGACGAGCGUGAGAUAUGGAGUGUAGGAAAGGUUGAGCUGGGAGAUGUGUUUGGCGAUAAUUAAGGCAUACAUGGCGGUGACAUGGCAUAGAAGCAUUGUAAAAGCAUUUGGGACGGGAGCAUUCACGAGGGCAUUUGAUGAUGAGGUAUGCAAUCAUAGCGAGUCAAGUCUUUA
This is a messenger RNA of Pyrenophora tritici-repentis Pt-1C-BFP, 8160 nucleotides long. Its product is annotated as translational activator GCN1. Gene Ontology annotation, cellular component: cytosol. Gene Ontology annotation, molecular function: protein kinase regulator activity. The record is from RefSeq and is a predicted model, not a curated record. Gene Ontology annotation, biological process: regulation of translation; cellular response to amino acid starvation. NCBI's taxonomy places the organism in Eukaryota, Fungi, Ascomycota, Dothideomycetes, Pleosporales, Pleosporaceae.